Vicia faba (fava bean) is the source of this 555-nucleotide messenger RNA. The record is from the annotation of a GenBank genome assembly. Lineage: Eukaryota; Viridiplantae; Streptophyta; Magnoliopsida; Fabales; Fabaceae.
AUGCAGGGAAAUAAUGCAUCUAUUUGGAUCAAAUACAUUGAGAAAGUAGAGUUAGUGGGAGCACCUGUUGAAAUCAAAAGAAAAGAAGUUGCUGCUAAGUACAACUUAUUGGAUGAUCCGAAAGCGAUUAUUCCUAUAAGUGUGUUUUGGUUGGUGCCUCAGUAUUGCUUUCACAGACUUGCUGAUGUUUUCAUGUCUGUUGGACUUUUUGAGUUUCUAUUUGAUCAAACACCUAAGAGUAUGAGAAGUAGUGCUACUGCUAUAUAUUGUGUAAUUAUAGCUAUUGGAAGCUAUGCUGGUACAUUUAUAGUGACACUUGUUCCUAAAUAUAGUGGCAAAGAAAGGAAUUGGUUACCUGAUAGGAACCCUAAUAGGGGUAGAUUGGAGUAUUAUUAUUAUCUUGUUAGUUGUGUUCAAGUUCUUAAUCUCAUUUACUUUGGAAUUUGUCUUUGGUUUUAUACUUACAAGCCUUUGGAAGAAAUUGCUGAAAUCAGUAAGGAAGAGAUUUGGAACAGGUUGAUGCAAAUAUCUUGGCUUCCAAUUGAGAAAGUUUAG